CAACCUUUCGCUGUGACGAUGUCGCGAUUUCUCGUCCACGUGUGCGUGGCGCUGGCCGUGCUCUGCGGCGGCGCCGCUUCUGUUCCUGAUGCUACCGCAGUAACGAUUGUCUCUGCGAAAACACUGAAUGAGCACUUCAAGCCGGCCGUCCCGUUUCAGAUUGAGUCGGCCAAGCAACUCCAUGCAACGGACGACUCCAAGUCGCAGUGGCGCAUCACGUCGAACAAAGGCGCGUUUGACAUCAACGUCCAAGAAGACGCUAGUACGAAGGAACUGUCACUUGUUUCCGUCUAUCAGAUUGGAGUGGAUGGCACGAAAACGUUGAUCUACGAGCCCAAGGGUCUCCCGACAACAUGGCUUCUUGGCUCGGGUUUGGCACUGCUCAUUGUCGGUGUCGUGGUCCUGACAUCGUCACGACCAUCUUCCAUUGCACGAGCUCCUGCAGCCGUGCCGCCCUCUUCGCCUAAAGGCAGCGCCGAAGCGACCAACGCCUCCCUCCGCCGCCGUCGUUCCAAGCUCGACUAACUCAGUCCCACCUCCAUAGACGACUGUAACAUGGCACAAUGCACAUCAACCGCCAUGCAACCGCAUGAGCAAUCUUGUUGAGGAAAGGGAGCUGCGCCAGGUCUUCUUGUCUGCUUCCAUGCGUCCGAGGCGAUUCGAUUCGCCAUAAACACGCACAUUCGUC
Aphanomyces invadans is the source of this 688-nucleotide messenger RNA. RefSeq lists its product as hypothetical. Lineage: Eukaryota; Oomycota; Saprolegniomycetes; Saprolegniales; Verrucalvaceae. Bases 19 to 525 code for a protein of 168 amino acids. The record is from RefSeq and is a predicted model, not a curated record. The transcript has a single exon.